UGGGGAUGGCGAGGCUGGCAGGCGUCCUGCCGCCGCUCUGCCUGCUGCCCUGCCUGCUGCCCUGCCUGCUGCGGCUCUCGGCGGCGCGCCCGGCCGCCCCACACCUGGUGCUGGUGCUGGCCGACGACCUGGGCUGGGGCGACGUGGGCUGGCACGGGUCGGCAAUUCGCACGCCGCGGCUGGACGCGCUAGGGGCGGGCGGUGUGCGACUGGAGCGCUACUACACGCAGCCGCUCUGCACCCCGUCCCGCAGCCAGCUCCUCACCGGCCGCUACCAGAUCCACACAGGUUUGCAACACCAGAUAAUUUGGCCAUGUCAGCCCAGCUGUGUGCCAUUGGAUGAGAAACUCCUCCCGGAGCUACUUCAAGAAGCGGGAUACAUUACUCACAUGGUGGGGAAGUGGCAUUUAGGGAUGUACAGAAAAGAAUGCCUUCCAACUCGUAGAGGAUUUGAUACUUACUUUGGCUAUCUUCUGGGGAGUGAAGAUUAUUAUUCUCAUGACCGUUGUGUCCUCAUCAAAGCAAAGAAUUUAACCCGUUGUGCUCUGGACUUCCGAGAUGGAGAAGAAAUUGCAACUGGGUUUAAAAAUAUGUACUCCACUAAUUUAUUCACAGAAAGAGCUAUAGAUCUUAUAGCCAAUCACAAAACUGAAAAGCCCCUCUUUCUCUACCUUGCUUUUCAGUCUGUCCAUGAACCUCUUGAGGUCCCUGAAGAAUACAUGAAACCAUAUGUUUCCAUUAAAGAUGUAAAAAGGCGCCAUUAUGCAGGGAUGGUGACUCUUAUGGAUGAAGCUGUAGGAAAUCUUACUGAUGCUCUGAAAAGAUAUGGUCUUUGGGACAACACAGUUCUUGUUUUCUCUACUGAUAAUGGAGGACAGACUUUGGCAGGUGGUAAUAACUGGCCACUGAGAGGAAGAAAAUGGACCCUCUGGGAAGGAGGAGUGAGAGGAGUAGGUUUUGUUGCAAGUCCUUUGCUCAAACAAAAGGGUGUAGAAAGUCAUGAACUCAUCCAUAUCUCUGACUGGCUGCCAACACUGGUGCACCUUGCUGGAGGACAUACCAAUGACACUAAGUCCUUGGAUGGCUUUGAUGUUUGGAAAGCUAUCAGUGAAGGAAGACCUUCUCCCAGAGUGGAACUGUUGCAUAACAUAGACCCCAUGUUUGUGGAUGACUUCCCAUGUCUGGGCAUUGACAAAAGGAUAUCUUUACCACAGAGCAAUUCUACUCCAUGGGAUGACACACUUUUCAAUACAUCCAUACAUGCAGCAAUCAGACAUGGAAAAUGGAAGUUACUAACUGGAUAUCCAGGCUGUAGUCACUGGUUCCCUCCACCAUCUUUGUUCAAUGAGUCAAAGAUUCAGUCAUCUGAUCCACCAACAAAGAAACUUUGGCUAUUUGAUAUUGUUCAUGAUCCUGAAGAGAAAAAUGAUUUGUCUGAAAAAUACCCUCAUGUGGUGGAAAAACUGCUCUCACGGCUUCAGUAUUAUUAUAAACAUUCAGUGCCUGUGUUCUACCCUGAUGAGGAUCCUCACUGUGAUCCAGCAGCAACUGGGGCUUGGGGUCCUUGGGCAUAGUGCCCAGCACUGCAUAGUUCAAAACAACACUGUAUCAGAGUCUAUUUAUGGACUCAGAAUCCUGAUCACAUAGUUCUUACCUUGUUUUUUAAACUCUUGCUAAUUGUGAGUACAUUCCUUGAGUAAUUCAGUAUUUCUUACUCUUAAAAUAUGUUGGGGAUCUUAUUUCAAUCUUUUCCCACUCUUUCCUUCCCAAAGAUUGUAUGUGAAGCUGUUCAAAUAUUUUUUGUCCAGAAUAUGCUUUUAAUGCUGAAGGCAAAUUGUCUCCCCUCUUGAAUGAGAUUAUUUUCUUAAAAAGCUGUAAUAAAUCAUUGCAGCAAGGACAUCCAGAAUGCAUCUGUCUUGUGUAAUAAAUUAAUUUUUGGCUUCA
This is a messenger RNA of Colius striatus (speckled mousebird), 1944 nucleotides long. It is a transcript of the gene ARSB, whose product is annotated as arylsulfatase B. Lineage: Eukaryota; Metazoa; Chordata; Aves; Coliiformes; Coliidae. Bases 6 to 1574 code for a protein of 522 amino acids. The record is from RefSeq and is a predicted model, not a curated record. The transcript is spliced from 8 exons.